AUGACGGCUGUCGAAUCAUCCAUCUACUUCCUUGAGCGCAGCGAGCUCUGGAAGACGGAGAAACCAUUUGUCCUGGAUUAUGUACCCGAACCCCCUGCGGUCAAAUCCAAUGCAUCUGUAGCAGACAAGCCAGUAGUGAUCGAGGAUAUCCGGGGCCGCGAGAGUCAAUUCACCUAUGCCGAGAACGGGUUCUGCCUUCUUCCUCUCGAUCAUGGCAUGGAACCGGCCGACUUUGACGACGAUGCAAAGGUCAGGGAUGUCUACUUGCGCAACGUCGGGGACGCGCUCAAGACGACUCUGAGGGCAAGCCGUGUUCAGAUUUACGAUUACAUCGUUCGGAAACGCGAAGCCCAAUUUCCCCUAAGCACGGGAAAGUUCUAUUCACACAAGCAACCCUCAUCCAUCGCGCAUGUUGACACGACACCAACCUACAUGGAAGAGAUGCUGGACACGCUGAACCCAACUGAAGCCGACCGUCUCAGGGUGGGCCGGUACCAGUCCGUAAAUGUGUGGAAACCCCUCCGUGGGCCCAUCCGGGACUGGCCUCUCGCUCUCUGCGACCCUAGGUCUGUCGAUACUAGCGAGCUACAGGCUCGUGACACGGUGAGGAGGGACAGCUACAUCGAGACGUACCAGAUGCACUGGAACCAGAACCAGAAAUGGUACUACGUCCGUGACCAAAUGCCCAACGAAGCUUGGGUAUUCUUGCAGGGUGAAGUCUCCGAGACUGGCGGCAGUAUGUUGGGAGUUCCCCAUACUUCGUUUCCGAACUCCCUGGCUUCGGCCGAUGACUUGCCCCGCGAGAGCAUUGAGGUUCGAGCAUUUGUGUAUUAUGAGGACUAG
Chaetomium fimeti is the source of this 843-nucleotide messenger RNA. RefSeq lists its product as uncharacterized. NCBI's taxonomy places the organism in Eukaryota, Fungi, Ascomycota, Sordariomycetes, Sordariales, Chaetomiaceae. Gene Ontology annotation, molecular function: oxidoreductase activity. The transcript has 5 exons. The coding region runs from base 1 to 843 and encodes 280 amino acids. The record is from RefSeq and is a predicted model, not a curated record.